Molecule: messenger RNA, 861 nt
Organism: Neopsephotus bourkii (Bourke's parrot)
Lineage: Eukaryota; Metazoa; Chordata; Aves; Psittaciformes; Psittacidae
Gene: FAM32A
Product: family with sequence similarity 32 member A
Exons: 4
Coding region: 60-398 (112 amino acids)
Cellular component (GO): nucleolus
Source: RefSeq, a predicted model, not a curated record
GCCGUUGCCGUGGUAACGACGCCGCCCGCCAGGGGGCGCCGUGGCGCGGCGGAAGAGCAAUGGCGGACUACGAGGCGGUGCAGCGAGGGCCGCUGCGGCUGAAGGGCAGCGGAGCGGGGCUGGGGGCCGGCAAGCGGAAGAAGAAGAAGGCAAAGGACAAGGCCCAGAUCCUGGAGCAGAUCGUGAGCAGCAAGAAGCAGGAGGAGGAGAAGAAGCGCGGCCUGGACAAGCGCACCCCGGCGCAGGUGGCCUACGAGAAGAUGCAGGAGAAGCGGCAAAUGGAGAGGAUCCUGAAGAAAGCAUCCAAAACCCAUAAGCAGAGAGUGGAGGACUUCAACAGGCACUUGGAUACUCUGACUGAGCACUACGACAUUCCCAAAGUCAGCUGGACAAAGUGAACGGGCUGCUUUUCAAGGCUUUGGACCAGGGGGUGUGUUUUGUUGGUGUUAAGCAGGGUUGCCAUGUGAAUGUGUGUAAUUUCCACACUGACUGGUUUAUCUGUCUCCUGAAUUUUGAUGGAUUUCUACUUUUAUUUGCUUUGUUUGGGUUUUGAAUCCGAAUGUUUAACAAAGUCCCUCUUUUCUGACGAGCACUGAUUUAUGAAGGUGCAGAGGGUUUGGGGGUUUUUAGUGCUUACAACAACAUUAAGGCCACAAUCGAUUGCUGUUAGCCAGCUGCAAAGGGUUCCUUUAUUUAUUUGAUAUAGUUCUUUUGAGACAUCCGGAGCCUGGCAGCCUCUUAUAGCGUAAGUUUCUCUUGCAAGAGAGAGGAAUUGUAUAGUUUCUUUCCAUCUAGAAGCAGAGGGUCUGCUGUAAUGUGUAACAUCAAUGUCACUAUUAAAGUGCCGCUUUCAUCCUUUUA